AUGAGUGGUGGAAUACGCGCGAUUUUCGCAAUUUUUGGUGGGUUUUGGCAAUUCUGCAUUCUAAGUCUGACCAGCACGCUCUCGAUACGCCUGAACAAAAAUCCCUUUCCUUAUAAAUACACCACCAGCAAUGUCCUGGGUACCAGCGAUGAAUUGUUAGGUCACGUGGUUAUGGAAAUCCUUGCUGAUUGGGGCCAAUUGCUCUCAGCAUCACUUUCACUUUUUUACUCCACCAACAUGCCGUUUAACGACGAAGAGCUAGCGGCGACUCUAGCAAUAAAUAAUACGUACAUAGCCUCAAAGAGUUGCGAGAAGCGCGCCCCUGGAAUUGUUGACUCCCUGUUCCUCUUCUGCAUUCAGUUCACACUAGUAAGCGUUAGGGUUGCUCUUGGAUUCCUUUAUGUCUCCUUACAACUACCUGUUUUGCCAAGGAUGUUUGCGGUUCUUGUGAGACUCCUCAAGCCAAAGCUGGCCACCCCCUUCUUUCCUCCUAAUAUUCACCAUAAACACUCCUAUGACUUUGUCCUUGUCCUAGCAAUCACUGUCGCAAUUUUAACGCUUGCUCAUCAUGUCUACUACAUCUACGCAACGUUGUCAAUACCUCGUUCCACUCCACAAGCCUCGGACGACACCCCAGCCUUGGGCGAUAGGACUACAACUGUGUCCGAUAUCGGGACUCCGCUGGUUGUCGUUCUCAAUACUGUUACGAUUACAAACGUGUACGAGUCUAGUUCAGUGCACUACGGCCCCGAAGCCAGUGUCACCCUAAAUGGCCUCAUUGAGGAGGACAGCUAUCAACAUGUCAUUCCUCAACGCCACGAGUACGAACCGCCACCUUACCCCAAAUUCCUUUACCCAGCAUUGUUUUCAGAUGCCGCUAGGGCGCGAACGGCUACAACCCCCAAGCCACACACCAUGGUAAUGGAUUAUUCUUCGAGUGAUAACUGCACCUGUAUGAGAGUCUAUGUCGUCCAGAUGUACCAAUUUUGGCCUUGCCAUAUGGAUCAUAUAUCAUUCGGUUACGACGGCCUGGAAUUUGGUCUUUUCCCAGAGUCUCAUGGGCCUACUCGAGGGUUUUCAAAUACGUUUCUCACCAUCCCCCUAGCUUAG
Lindgomyces ingoldianus is the source of this 1110-nucleotide messenger RNA. RefSeq lists its product as uncharacterized. The coding region runs from base 1 to 1110 and encodes 369 amino acids. Lineage: Eukaryota; Fungi; Ascomycota; Dothideomycetes; Pleosporales; Lindgomycetaceae. The transcript is spliced from 11 exons. The record is from RefSeq and is a predicted model, not a curated record.